Emiliania huxleyi CCMP1516 is the source of this 525-nucleotide messenger RNA. RefSeq lists its product as hypothetical. The transcript has 4 exons. The record is from RefSeq and is a predicted model, not a curated record. Gene Ontology annotation, molecular function: ubiquitin-protein transferase activity. NCBI's taxonomy places the organism in Eukaryota, Haptophyta, Isochrysidales, Noelaerhabdaceae. The coding region runs from base 1 to 525 and encodes 174 amino acids. Gene Ontology annotation, biological process: protein ubiquitination.
AUGUACUCUAACAAUAUUAAGGCUGAACUCGCCGGAGCGCCGGACUUUUGCGCGCUGCCGAGGCUCAGGACGCGGCUCGCGGGCAGCGCAACCGCCCGGCGCCGAGCCGGUGCUAGGCCGCCUCCGCUGCGCCUGCUUCCUUGCGCGCCGCUGGACGGUGAUACAGCGCUGCCGGCGGCGGAGCAGGCCGAGUUGGCGGCGGCGCUCGAGGAGAGUGCGAGGCUCGAGGAGGAGAGGCGGGCGCCCAACGAGCAAGUGUCCUCUUUGGCUGCAGAGAGGCCGCCUUCGGUGGAGGAGGAGGAGCCGCCGGCCGACUUCAUCUGCCCAAUCACGACUGAGGUCAUGAGCGACCCGGUGAUGGCGGCGGACGGGCAUGCUUACGAGCGGACGGCGAUCGAUCGCUGGCUCGCGACCAAGUCGACGAGCCCGAUGACGGGCGAGGAGCUCGAGUUCACUCGGCUCUUCCCCAGCCAUAUCCUGCGCCGGCAGAUUCGAGAGUGGCGAGAGGCGCAUCCAGGACGGUAG